Molecule: messenger RNA, 2468 nt
Organism: Myzus persicae (green peach aphid)
Lineage: Eukaryota; Metazoa; Arthropoda; Insecta; Hemiptera; Aphididae
Product: uveal autoantigen with coiled-coil domains and ankyrin repeats protein-like
Exons: 15
Coding region: 701-2386 (561 amino acids)
Source: RefSeq, a predicted model, not a curated record
UUAUUCUAUUCGAAUUUAUAUUAUUUUUGUAAUCAAUACGAUAUCCAAGGAUACGCUUUAUGUUUGAAACAUAACUUGCGGUUUAUAAUUGCGAUUUACAAUAUCACUCUAUAACCCAUACUCUGUAUGUACCUCGUACCUAUAAGAAGUUAAUUGAAUUUAACAGUUAUAAGUAUUCGUGUUAGCUUAUUACCAGCUAUUACAUAUUAGAAAAAUUCAUAGCGAUGGAUUUCGAACCUGCGGAAUUCAUACCUGUUUGGGAAGAAUCGUAAGUAGUGUUAUCGAUAUAAACUUUAUUGUGUCCGAGUCCGUUUAAAACUCCAAUCUGUUUAAACGCAUACACCGCACUGUUUAUUAUUUAAUUCAUUAACUAUAAUACGUAGAGCAUUUUUUUGGGGAUGUAACGAAGAUUUAAAAUUUAAAAUUCUAUUUCAGCCCAGAAGUAUAUUACGACCCGGUGAUACUAGAACAGGAAUUAGAUCAAUUAAAAAAGGAAUAUUCCGAGAUAAAGUAUCGGUGCUCGGAACUUGAAGAAGAAAAUACACUAUUAAGAACAGAUAUAAAAACAAAAGAAAAAGAAAAAACAGACCUACAUCAUUUAUAUAAAGAAAAUUCUAUCAAAUUACCAAAUAUUCAAGCAAAAGUCGUGGAAUUAAAUAAGGAAAUCAACAAGCUUACCACUGAUAAAAAAAAUUUGUUAAUGGCCAACGGAAAUUCGAAAGAAAAACGUGAAGAAUUAGAAAAAAAAUAUAAAGAAGUUACGGAGAGUAAUAAAGCUUUAAUGAUAACGAACAGGAAGCUUGAAAAAAUUAAUGCGAAGUGUAAACUAGAAAAAGAACAAGAAAUCAAGGAAAAACUUCGGACGAAAGCAGAAAAUGACAAAACAAAAACAAUGAUUGAAGAACUUGAAAUUGAGAAUAAGGCACUGAAAACACAGAUUAGUAACCAUGCAGAUGAAUUACGUUGCAAAGAAAUGCAAAUUACAGGAUUGGCAAGGGCCAAUAAAAUUCUUGAGACUAAGGUUGAGAAUGCAUUGAAAAAAUUAACAGAUUCUGAAAAACGUGUAACAGUUCUGGAAAAAAAAAUAAAAACUAUGCAUAAGGAAUGUUCAGAGUCAAUACUUCGAUAUUCGAGUCUGCUUAAACAAAACAAUAGCUUACAAAAAAAAUUGGACGAAUCAAAUGAAUUAUUGAUAACGGUCGAUAAAUUUAAAGAAAAUGAACGUGGAUUAUACAAACAAAUGAACACGUUUAAACGAAUAAUAUUAGCAGAGCAAUUAGAGAAUAAGAAAUUAAUCGAAAUCGCUCAUCAAUUGGAGAAACAAAAAACAAGAUUUAUAUACACAGGAGAAGACAUAACGAUAAUAAAGCGCAAAUUAGAAGAAUGUAUGAAACUAAAUCUUGAUCUGUCGAAGAAAUUCAGUAACCUCGACUGUCCUUUCUAUCAGUCAAAAUAUGGUAAAAUUGAAGACAAGGAACCAGCAAUAAAAUGCGGUUCAAUAAAAGAAAGACAUUACGAAAAUAAAAUAUUUGCUCUGGAACAAGUGAUCAAAAGAUUACAUUUAAAAUAUGACAGCCAAGAGAAAAAACAGAUUCAAUAUCGAGGCGUAGUGAUUAAAAGCUUGUAUGAUGUAAAAAGAGCAGUAGAUAGAGAAAAAGCUACAAGAGCCUUGCUCGAAAAACAAAAAUAUAAUAUAAUCUAUGAUAAAUUAGAAGUCUUAGGUAAAGAUUCAAAGAUUAAAAAACUACAGAUUCAAAAGGAAGAUUAUGAUCAUAAAUGUAAAUUACUAAAUAGACAAUCAACGUUGCUUUGCAGACGAGUAAGAAAUGAUUUUAAGAGAAUGGAGUCCAUGAAAAAAAACAUCUGGAGAGCAAAUAAAGUUUUUGAAGGCGUGGAACAAAAAAAUGAUGAAUUACGAAAUAAGACUGAACAGGCUGAGAAAUUAGAGGAAUCUAUGAAAACGCAAUUAGAAUUUAAUAUCAAAUGCCAAAAACGUCAACAAUUAGAAGCAAACCAAAUGAAAGCUACUAUUGAAGAGUUUGAGAAAAAAAUCCAUAAAAUGCAAGAAGAGUUGAAUAAUACUAAACAAAAAAACAAUGAAUUGACAAACGCAGUUGCACGAUUUCAGACGUCAAGCGAAUUUGAUAAGAAAAUUCAAUCGAAAAAUAUUAACGAAGCAAAAAUUGAAAUUGGAAAAUUGGCAGUUGAAAAUAAAAAAUUAACAUUUGAAAACAAAUGUCUUUCGAAGUUGAAGGACGAAAAUAAAUUAUUACAAUCCAGAUUAAUGACUGGAGAACGGAAUUUGUUAUACCUUCAAACAAAAUUAGAUAAAUUAUACAACGAGAAACAACGCCAGAUAAAUGCAUCGAGAAUACCCAAAUUGUAGUUGCAAAGAAGAUGAAAGUCCUUUUUCCAGUGUUGUUCAAGCACAAAAUGUCCAUGGUUUUAGAUUAUACAUUACUUAUUGU